UAACAUUCCUCCCCAGUCCAUGUUUCCCCUUCGAAGGUGUCAUUUCGAAGCAAGGAUCACGGGUGACAUAUUUAUUGCCAUGUCGUGGUGAACAUGCUCAUAAAAUACGAACCCUUCCACCAUCAACCCUGGUGCACUUCUCCACGGUCGUCCACGUCUCAUGAGUCGAUCCCUCUCUCGCUAUGUCCCCUCCUCCUCUUUUGCUGUCCACAUAGGUAGAUCGAGAAGAAGAAGGGAGAGGAGGGACACGAAUGGAUCGCUGGGGGAACAACCAUCACCAUGAACAGCAACGGCAACAACAUCUGAGGGUCAACAAGCUGAGCAAGAACAUCCGCAAGACCCUUCCCCACCACCCAACCUGCUACUACUCCGACCAAAAGCCACCGCAGCAGCAACAGAAGCCGCAGCCGCAGGUGUACAAUAUCAGCAAGAAGGACUUCCGCAGCAUCGUCCAGCAGCUCACCGGCACCCCCUCUCGCGACAGCAGCCCCGUCCCCAAUCCCCAUCCCCAUCCCCGGCCGAGGCCCUCCAGCACCCGCCUCCAGAAGAUCCGGCCCCCGCCGCUCGCCGCAAUUCCCCGGCCUCCGCCCCCUUCUCUGACCGCCGCCGCCGCUCGCCUUCCACCCCCCUAUUAUCCCCCCAUCCCCUACCAAAGCCCUAGUUUCAAUCUGCCCCCAGCUCCGGUUCCUCAUCCCAAUUGGGACCCUUCGUCCUUCCCCCGCCCCUUCAUCUCCGCCGGUGCUGCCGGCCCUGCCUGGGCCGAGUCGCCCGUCUCCACCUACAUGCGCUAUCUUGAGAGCUCUCUCGUCAGCUCCGACACCUCCCGCCAACCGCACCCACCGCCCCUUCCAUCCCCGGGGCUGCUGCUGCCACUCCCCCUGCCAUCUCCAAGAACAACCGCUAGGCUGCCUCCUCCUCCUACUACCCCGUCAGCGUCGGCGUUGCCUUCUCCAAGCACGUUCUUGAACAUGCGCUCGCCGAAAUCUCCUUAUCCACUGCUGUCGCCGGGGUUCCAAUACCCUCCGCCGCUGACUCCCAACUUUGCUCUGUCGCCAUUGGGCCAAUCGGAGAUGUGGGGGGCAGGACCAGGGCCCGGUCCGCGGCCACCUCCCUCUCCCGGGCUCUGGUUCCCUCCGUCACCCUCUGGCUUCUUGCCCAUUCUGAGCCCUGGAUGGAGGGAUAUGUUGUAGCUCCAAGGUGGAACUGCUGUUCCUUUGCCAGCUUUUGUUGACAGAUAGCCAAGCCUAUCGAUCUCAAUAUCCAUUUAUUGGUCUGACCAAAGGUCUAAUGUAAGUGUUCAACAUAGAUGACAACAAGUAUUGGUUUAGGAGAUUACCAUGGACAUGUCGGCAGUAUGGGCAUUGGAAUACAAGAUGAUGGAAAUGUAGCUGGAAUUAUGCAGUUAUCUCUUAAUCGGAGCAGAUUAAGCUCGAGUAUCUGAACGAGAAAUUUCGACUCCAGACCAGGAUGAUGGUAACACUUGUUUUCUGUUUGUGCUGUAAACAGUUCCCAUCCUUAGCAUUUAUAUUUGAGGGAUGCUUUCUUUUGUAUCAACCAGAAAGAAAGAUCCUUGUACACAGUUGGGAGCUUACAGCUUGUUGGUGCUGUUUUAGUAGGGUGUGUAUGAUGACUUGAGAUGUGACCAUGUUGUAUAUGUGGUGUUUGAAACUCGCAGUUGCUGUACUAACUGUUAGAUACAAUACUCAGCUUUUCAUCUUCUUCAUGGUUCCACAUUUCUGAAAGCAUUAGAGCUUUUGAUGCAUUUGCUACUGGGGCAGUUUGUUCUUCAGGAUUAGUACCAUGUUCUGUUCAUGAUUAUGAUAAUGAGAAUAAUUUGUUUUGGGGACU
Molecule: messenger RNA, 1848 nt
Organism: Musa acuminata AAA Group (dessert banana)
Lineage: Eukaryota; Viridiplantae; Streptophyta; Magnoliopsida; Zingiberales; Musaceae
Product: protein HAIKU1-like
Exons: 2
Coding region: 252-1190 (312 amino acids)
Source: RefSeq, a predicted model, not a curated record